This is a messenger RNA of Parnassius apollo (apollo), 405 nucleotides long. Lineage: Eukaryota; Metazoa; Arthropoda; Insecta; Lepidoptera; Papilionidae. The record is from the annotation of a GenBank genome assembly.
AUGGGCUACAAGCUUGCAGCAAAAUCAUUUUCUGUCCCACAGACAACUUUAGAAAGAAAAGUGAAGCUUGCGCGAGAAAGUUUAGAUAAGAAUGAUCCAAUGACUGUUAAAUUUAAGGUACCGUUAGGCCCAAAAGAGCAAGUUUUUACUGAUAAUGAAGAGGAAGAGCUAUGUAAAUACAUAAUAGAUAUGGAGAGCAGGCUUUAUGGACUGACAAUGAAAGACUUAAGAGGUUUAGUCUAUAGACUAGCGGUAAAAAAUAACAAACGUUAUCCGUUUAACAAUGAAAAAGAAGAAGAAUGGGCAUUAGGAUUUUUAAAAAGGCACCCAGAACUGUCUAUUAGACAGCCUGAAAGUACCUCAUCCGCACGUGCUGCUGGUUUCAAUAAACAGGUGGUAGACUAG